AUGUCGAACCCGGUGGCGCAAGCAGUGAUGCGAUGCAAUGUGGAUGUGAAGUACAUUGGACGCAAUUUUUCAGAAGCAGACCUUUUGAAGUUUUGUGAUGGGAGCAUAGACCAGGAGCCUGGAGUCGAAGUUCCUACUUCUGCAUCUUCUCUGUUGGAACUGUCCGGGAGUGGAUUGCAGGAGAUGGAACUUCAACGCCCACUUGGUUCGUCUUCGGAUGCCAUAUCGGGUGCUGAUGCCCCACAUGCAGAGCAACCUGUGUCGACUGAGUUGGAUGCUUCGGAUCCGCCGCCGAAGAAGCAAUGCAUGGGUCGUGUUUUGGACACAGAGCAUAAGAAGAUGCAGACGAUGAGAAAGGCGCUUGAUCGCAUUCUGGUGGACCUUGCAAGAGAUAUGAUGAAUGUUGGUUUUUACACUGGUGAGUAUGCUGCGAAGAAGUUUGAAAUUUCGCGGAGUAUGUUACCUGAAUUGUAUGCAGGAGUGCAGCGAUUGGAAGAGGAGGAAAGGGAAAAAGCAAAGGAAGCUGCAGCGGGCACCGAGCAGGAGGUCCUGGAGGGGGACAGGGACCCUACUAUGACAGGGCAACAGAGGCGUGCAUUGACGAUUUUGAGAAGACUGGCCUUUGGAAUGAAUCGUUGUGUGGCCAAAUCCAACGGUGAAAUGGCGUAUCAGUUGCUAUUCGAGCAGGAGCAACUGGUGACAUAUCGUGGCUACAACAUGUUCUUCCGCUAUGUGCCGUAUGCAAUCAUGCGUUGCAGACAUGAGGACAUGGAGGAGGUUUUGCAAGCCAGGCCGCAUCUCAAUGGCUCGCCCUUGGAUGUGCUUCCUGACCCCGAAGCAGAGGCACCAGUGGUGGUGGAUGAGUUUGCGGAGGUUGUUGAUGAGGGAGGUGAUGUGCCCAGAGUCCAGCAGGUGCACGUGAACUUCAACCAGAAAGACGAUUACUUGCACAGGGGCUCUUCGGUUUUGUUGCAAUGCAUGUCCCUUUUGAUGUAUUCUCGCUUCGUCCGCAGAGUUUCCAGGAACAAAGCCGGCAAGGUGGAUGGAGUGAAGUUUUUCGACUUUGAUGAACACUAUGCCCACUUCAGUUCCUCCGUUCAGGAUUGCUUGCGGUGGGUGGUCCUGUUUUUUUUUCUUACUUUGUUUGGUGUCUUUAAGUUUGAUAUUUGGAAAGCGUCAACAAGUUCGGGUGAAGAUGUUUAUUUCUGUGUUGAGGUGAAAUCAAAUUCGCAGGAAGUGAGAGCAGCAGAUGACAGUGUAGUGGUGCCUUCAGAUUUGCAUCUUCCGAAGGAUGCUGAGGUGCAGAAGUACGCAGCACACAUGUUGGGAUUAUCCUUUCCAUUCCCAACGUGUUCUGGAGAUUGCAGUUUGUCACAUCGAUGCUUUGCUUGCCACACCAUGGAAGAAGAUGAAAAGCAAGGCGUUCUUUUUGCUCGUUUUACGCUGCUUUGGAAGCACUGGAAAAGUCACAUGUCAAUGAGGAGGUGUUUGGCGGAGGAAAGAGUUUUGGCCGGUUUGUCUGCUCCGGUCAUCCGGGAUGUUGCAUCAGUCCGUUCGUAUGUUGCUGGCAUCGCUGACACCAGCAGUGCUUUUAGAUGUUUGGAGAAGCUGUUCGGUGGAGCAGAAGGAGCGGAUUGUCGCUAUCAUGACAUUUUGCGCAUCUGUGAGCGCGUUGCCUGGUUCGCAGCCUUGUCGGUUCCCUUUCAUUACACUCAACUGACAUCGCAAGAGUUCUUGGCCUAUAUUCAGACAUCUUGGUUGGAGCGUUUCCAGCAGCACUGUGCUGCACGUCGUCUCAGCAGCAGUCGUCGGACAGCUGAGCGUUAUGCUCUGAUGACUGCUUUGGACAAGGAGGAGGACCUGGAAGAUGACUCGGCCCCGCCGGUCAUAGAAGGACGCGAGGUCGAGGAUGAUCUGCUACUGCAAGAAGAGUUGGACAACUUGGAACGUGCGCAGUGGCCGGUGGAUGGAGAAGCACUGCACGAAGCUAUGUUUCGGGAAGAGGAUUGGAUGAAGGUGUUGGGCAAUCGAAAGCCAUCUGUAUUGCAGGACGCGUUGCAGCGUUUGCGUGACUUUGUGAAUGGUUUGGGAGGUGUUCCGGAUGCGAGAAUUGAUUUGGGAAUCAAAGGCAACGCAGCCUGUGGAUUGGAGCGCAAUUGGACGUUCGCCGAAGCCCAAAGGUCUUUGAUGCUGCAGAAGCAAUAUUUGGAAUUUUGCGUUGGAGGUGGUGAAGAGGAUACUGAGAUGAUGGCAGAUCAUGUUUUUCGGCCUUUGCCAGAGACGGAAGAUGCUUUUUUGGUGGAGCUGAACCAGAGGAAUGUGGGUCCGAGCGAUUAUGCUACUGCUUUGCUUGUGGAGCACAGUUUGAAUCGCCAACAGAUUUUAGCCAUUGCACCCAUUGCUUGGGUCAUGGAACAGAUGUGGCUUAACCGGAGCAAUCCGGACAAUUGCAUUGCGGAUGGUGCGCGCAGUGAAAGGUGCAAUUGUCUUUGGCUCGGAGCUGGUGGAUCUGGAAAGACGUAUGCAUACAGCAAAGUAUUGAGGCCACUCUUUCGACGUUUCUUUGGACAGGACGGUUAUGUUGCUGGUGCUCCAACUCACGCUGCUGUUCGCCUCCUGGGGCCUGAGGCCAAAACUUUGCACAAGUGGGCCAAUGUGCACAAGAGCAGCAGCUUGGAUCGCCGCUCCUUGCGUUCGGCGAAGAGCAAGGGCAGCCCGAUCGAAAAGAAGAUCGAAGGCAUCAUGGCUAUGCUGUUGGACGAGUUGUCGAUGGUGCCUUCGGAUGUGUACCAUGCUGCUUCGCUUCGAUUUGCCACUGUUCGACAAGCUCGACUUAUGCUUGACAUGGGCGACUACUUGAAGCAGUGGUUUGGGAAGGUGCCCAUUGGAGUGCAAGUUGCUGACUUUCUACAACUGCGACCCACUGCGCAAGCAUCCUUGUGCGAAUGGUUGGAUGCGCCACGAGCUACUGAUCCUGCACCGCCUCAAGACCAACAAGACCAAAGCGAUGCCGAAGAGGCCGUGGAGAAGGAGGCGGCUGAACGCACCAGCAAUGCCUCAGAACUUGGACGGAUUGCGUUCAAGGAAUCGCUCCAGCGAGUUGUGCACUUCACUGGAUCCGGUCGUUUUUCGAAGUGUGCAUCCGGACAGCAGCUUGUGAGGAUUCUUUUGUCCAUGCGGCGAGGCGAACAUCUGGAGGAUGAAUUGUGGGAAGCUUUGGAAUCUCGAGUGAUCAGCCGAGAGCAACUUUUUUCUGACAAUUCCUUGCGCGCAAGGUUGUUGAGUGCUCACUGGGGCGGCCUGGCGUGGGAACACGUUGCUCGUUUACAGCAUUUGCGGGUGGCUUGGGAAGCUCAACAGAGGUCCACAACUCUUUUCUUGGUGCAAGCUAUUGAUCGCGCCUCGGGGCCCACAGAUUUGACAAGGGAGCAGAGCCUGAAGGCAUUACAGGUUGUGAACAUGACAAGAACGCAGUAUCUCAUGGGCAUUUGCCCUUUGUAUGAAGGGAUGGCAGCACGUGUUAGUUGCAUUUUGGACAUGCCGAUGCUGAGUCGAGAGUUGCCGGUCAUUGUUCGCUCCAUUAAGUUGCAUCCGAAGGAACCUGUAAUUUCAAACGGCAGUGGACGUGUCGUUUUGCAAUAUCAGCCGUUGGCCGUCUUGGUCGAGAUCGAUGACCCGGAAUAUCGUGCCAUUGAAUUGCCAGAUGGCAGUGCUCCGAAGGGACACGUUUGGCUGCGUCCCGUUACAUGUGAUCAGGCCUGGGAUCUUCCUGUUGGAGGCAAUCAAUUUAUGCAGGUUCAUCGCAAACAGUUGCCACUGGCACCUCGUCACGUUCUCACGCACUACGGUUUGCAGGGCAUCACUGCGAGACAAGGGCUGGUUGCUUUCAUGUCCAAACCAUCCUGGAUGAGUCAAGCGGACUAUGGUUUGGCUAUGUACGUGAUGUUGUCAAGGCCAACCAAGCUGGAAGAUCUGUGGAUAGUGGAUUUGCCGCCUCGCAAUGUGUUCGAAAAGUUUCUGCACGAACACAAUCCUCUUUUGGUGCAGCGGAUGCGGGAGUUUGAAGGUCAGGCCUGCGUGGACGAGCGGAAGGCCUUGAAGUAUGUGCAUAGACUUUCAUGGCAGUGCAUCCCUUGGGUGUCACAGCAUUUGUCUGCAGAUGAAAUGUCUGAUGAUCUUUUUGCUUAG
Cladocopium goreaui is the source of this 4188-nucleotide messenger RNA. NCBI's taxonomy places the organism in Eukaryota, Dinophyceae, Suessiales, Symbiodiniaceae. The record is from the annotation of a GenBank genome assembly.